AUGCCACUUUAUGACGACGAUGAUUCACCUCCUCAUGGGAAAGGCUCUGCCAAUAUUACGAUGAAGUUUCUCCAAGCCCAGAUUGCUCAGAAAAGAGUGCAAAUUCAGCAAGGAAUGCAAAAAACAAGCAUAGCACCAGUUGUUGACUUGUCUGCUCGUAAUAAAGCUGCACUCAACAUGCGCCGGAUACAACCGGUACGAGCGCUCCCCAUCACGGACUGCGCGCCUCCGUCUUUUCUUCCUAAAGGGGCAGUAGAGGAUAGCGUUAAUUUGUUUGGAGAAUACAUUGUGAAGAAUGAAUAUCAACCAGCUGUUCCUAAUGAGUACAUCGCUUUUAAGCGAAAGGCGGAGGAACGCGAAGCACGAGAAAAACAUGCCAGGGAGGUUGCUGAAAGGUGCGUUCCUAUAUAGCG
Messenger RNA from Strongylus vulgaris, 413 nucleotides. Lineage: Eukaryota; Metazoa; Nematoda; Chromadorea; Rhabditida; Strongylidae. The record is from the annotation of a GenBank genome assembly.